Molecule: messenger RNA, 1866 nt
Organism: Microplitis demolitor
Lineage: Eukaryota; Metazoa; Arthropoda; Insecta; Hymenoptera; Braconidae
Exons: 6
Coding region: 298-1707 (469 amino acids)
Biological process (GO): endocytosis; actin cortical patch localization; plasma membrane tubulation
Cellular component (GO): actin cortical patch; mating projection tip; medial cortex
Molecular function (GO): protein binding; lipid binding
Source: RefSeq, a predicted model, not a curated record
AUAAAAAAAAAAAAAGUUGAUCUCACACAACUCAGUUAAAAAAAUAAAAACUUAACUUGCUAUCUUCUCCCACCACUGUGAGGGCACAUUUUCGCCGACCCAAAAAAGUUGUACAACAGCAAUGGUGAGCGCUGAAAUUGCUGAAAGUAUAAAAUGGCUGCAUAUGUUCGGACAGGUGAGGUUUAUAUCGCAGGUUGUCGCCAUAAUUUAAAACGGUCCAAUCAUUCAGCUCAUAGCGGCUUAUGAUAUUUUUAACGGCCAUUAAAAAAAAAUCGAACGUGUUUUAGGAAAUUGAAGAUGAUUCGAGGAAUGCGAUCAAGGCGUAGUGAAAUGCCAAUUCCAACAAGAACAGCACCUAAACCUCCUGGAAAUCCAAUUGAUCAAAGAAAUAAUACAUGGAGUAACAAUGACCCGUUUGGCCCUUUAACAAUACCUCAACCAGUUCAAAAAAAGAAACCACCUCCACGGCCACCACCUCCUCGAAUAAAAAACGACAAUAUUCAAAAUCAUUUUACUAAACCAAAAAAACCCACUAGACCAACAGAACUUAUUACAAAUUUAUUUGGAAUCCGAGCUGCUAAACAGCCGCAAGGGAAAUCAUUUUAUUCUAAUAAUCGAUCAUCAACUAUAAAUGGUCAAUCAAACAAUUUACCAGAUGGAACAGUAUCAUUGAUUGAUUUAAGUCCUCCUGGAUCACCUACAUUUACCACAAGAUCAAGUAGUGAUGGUGUUAGUAUCGAUAGUUUUGGAAGUGAUGGAAAUUCAAAUCCAUCCAUAUUUACAAAUAGUGGUAAUACAUCACAAAAUGAAAGUGCCUUUGAAGAUGAUUUUGAUUUUUUUGGCAAUUUAGCUAAUUGUACUAUUCAAAAUGAUCCGUGGAAACAAAAUACAAAUUUUGAUCCAUUUUCACAAGCGAAAAGUACCAAUACAAAUAUGACAAACGGUAUUAAACAUAUUGAUGAAGCCUCUUUUUUCGCUUAUAACAAUAGUCCAAUGCAAUUAUUGACACCAGCAUCUACGACGACCAAUGUCUCUACGAUGCCGACAAUAAUUCGUGUUCGACCUCCAAAACCACCAGCUCCUAAAUCACUUACUACUAGUUUAACGCCAACUGUUCCAAACUUUAGUGUUUCUUCAAGCGGAAAAAAUCAUAAAAUUGUAAAUAACUCUUGUAAAUUCAAUGAAAGUUCAACAUGGCCCACAAAAUUCAAUGAAACAUUUUCUCAUGGUAAUUCUUCACCACCCAUGCCAUCAAUUCCACCACCAGCACCACCACCAGAAUAUUUAACACAAAUAGAAUGUCCAACAACACAAAAAAAAUCAAGACCGCAGGGUAUUGCGUUGUAUGAUUUUGAAGCAACUCAGCCUGGCGAUCUACCAUUAAAAGAAGGCGAUAUUGUUAUUUUGACGAAGAAAAUUAAUGAUGAAUGGUUGGAAGGUCAAGUAGGCAAUCAUACCGGGAUGUUCCCUGCAAAUUUUAUAAAUAUUACGGUACCAUUGCCAGAACAAUCCCUUAAUAUUGUAAAUGCAUUGUAUACUUUCAAUGGAGAAACAUGGGAAGAUUUAAGUUUUGAGGAAGGUGCAAAAAUUACAGUUUUAUCAAAAAUAUCAGACGAUUGGCUUUAUGGUGAAUAUCAAGGUAAAAAAGGACAAUUUCCGACGAAUUAUGUCGAUCGGCUGCCUCAAAAUUUACCGAAAUAUAAUUAAUUUCAAUAAAAGCUAACGCUUAUAAUAACAGUUAACAUGAUUUUAAAUGAAUUAUGUUCUGUAAUUAAUUUUGUAACGUUAAAUCUAAUUUUACAAUUCUUUAUAAUAAGAUACUUUAUAAUUAGUGAAAUGGUAUGAAUAUAUUUUUGCUAAAAAUUA